UCCUAAAACCCUAAACCCUCUUUCUCGACGCUUAUGGUGCUUCUCAGUUCAUUUCCAUGGCGGUCGCUGUCUUAAAAUUCGCGCGCCAACCCAAUCUUUUUCUUCGUCCCACUCCUUUUCAAUGUCUUCGCAAGGUUGUGCCGAGAUUUGUCGCUGCGGUUGAGGCAGAGACCUUGACAAACGAAGAAUGUAGCGGCUCAAUUCGUGAAGCAGAAAACAAGAAGGCCCCGGCAUGGAAGAGGCUGAAUUCCAAAGAGCUUGGAAUUCACAAUUCAAUGAUUGGAAGCACUACGAAAAAGGUUCUUAACGGGCUGAAGAAAAGGGGAUAUGAUGUAUACCUUGUUGGAGGUUGUGUACGGGAUCUUAUUUUAAAGCAAACACCAAAAGACUUUGAUAUUAUAACUUCAGCUGGGCUUAAAGAGGUUAUGAGAAUAUUUUCAUGGUGUGAGAUAGUUGGCAAACGUUUCCCUAUAUGUCAUGUUCACAUGGAUGGUACCAUUGUUGAGGUUUCAAGUUUUAAUACUCCUAGAUACAACGUGGGUAUUAAAUUCUCUCAUCAUAUGGAAGCACCUAAUGGCUGUGACAAGAAGGACCAUCUUCGAUGGAUGAAUUGUUUAAACCGAGACUUUACAAUUAAUGGGUUGAUGCUUGAUCCAUAUGCUAAAAUUACAUACGAUUACAUGGGAGGAAUAGAAGAUAUUAGAAAAGCUAAAGUGCGAACUGUAAUUCCCGCAGAUACUUCAUUUCAGGAAGAUUGUGCUCGCAUUCUUCGUGCAGUUAGAAUUGCUGCUCGCUUAGGAUUUAAUAUUUCAAAGGAAACAGCUCAUUUUGUUAAAAAACUGUCUUCUUCAGUGUUAAGACUUGAUGAGGGUAGGCUCCUGAUGGAAAUGAAUUAUAUGCUAGCUUACGGUUCUGGUGAAGCUUCUUUGAGGCUAUUAUGGAAAUUUGGACUUCUAGAUAUACUUCUUCCCUUUCAGUACAGGCUGCAUAUUUUGCUCGCAGUGGAUUUCAAAGACGGGACAAAAGAACCAAUAUGCUUCUGGUUCUCAGCCAUUAAAGUCUACGAUGCAUAUACCUUGUUUUCGUGCAAGCUUUUCUUACUAGUCUCGUAAACAUGAAAAAAAUCUUUGAAUUUCCAAGUGGUGAGUUCGGGG
Gastrolobium bilobum is the source of this 1154-nucleotide messenger RNA. RefSeq lists its product as uncharacterized. Gene Ontology annotation, biological process: RNA processing. Lineage: Eukaryota; Viridiplantae; Streptophyta; Magnoliopsida; Fabales; Fabaceae. The coding region runs from base 57 to 1112 and encodes 351 amino acids. The record is from RefSeq and is a predicted model, not a curated record. Gene Ontology annotation, molecular function: nucleotidyltransferase activity; RNA binding. The transcript has 12 exons.